AGAAGAAAUCAGGAGUCAAUUCAGAGAUGAAGAACAUAAUACAGGAGUGGCUAUUGAUAUAUUCAAGACUCAUCAUUCACUCCUCUCUCAGUCUCUCUCUGAUCCUGUCAGUGUAGCUACUAUGCUUCAAAGAGAGGGUGUCAUAACAGGAAAAGUAUUGGCUAGUGUAAAAUCAGCUAGGUCCUCUGUUCCUAAUCAACGUGAAGUCCUGUUAGCUGCCAUUAGAGAAGUUAUUCAAAACAAGUAUAGUUUACUACAAACAUUUGCUAGUGUGUUGUGCAAGUUCACUGGUAAUGCGAAGCUAGGAACAGCUAUACAAAGAGACUAUGAUAAGCAGAUUUCUAAUGAUGAAUUUGUUAAUGUUACAAUUGAAGAAGAAGUUGAAAUUCCUGUUCGAAAGAGUAAAUCACGAGAAUUUAGUUCAAUAAGAACUUCACUUGGAAGGAUGCUGUAUAAAGUGCACAAAGCUAUAUUGAAGAAGCCUCCAUUGAUAGAGGACAUUAAAUUGCUAAUUAUGUCAUGCAAUUUUGAUUUAAAGGCAAAGCUAAAAAAUUGUUCAGACAUAUCUGAUGUAUUAGAUGUAGUUAAAGGAGAGUGUUCAUUGACUGAUAUUGAACUGUUAGAAACUGUAGUUGAAGAAUUUGAAGUCACUGAAGCUAAGGAAUACAUUGAACAAUACAAGACAACACUGGAGGAGUUCUGUAAAUCAAUUUCAAUUGAUCUUU
Molecule: messenger RNA, 725 nt
Organism: Amphimedon queenslandica
Lineage: Eukaryota; Metazoa; Porifera; Demospongiae; Haplosclerida; Niphatidae
Exons: 4
Source: RefSeq, a predicted model, not a curated record